CUUGAUCACUCACCAGCUAGGCCCUGCACCACUCCAUAGCCAUAAGCAUGCAGGCCCCGCAGAUUCGUCUCAACGAGAGACAGGCUAACCCAAACCCCUAUGUGGUAUUUAUUAGAUCUCUUCAGAACAAGGCAGACCAUACAGAUGCCGAGGACAUAUUGCGAGCCGUUGCUGCUCAGAUGAGAACAAUCAUGAAAGACCGCUUCAUGCAAAUUGGUACUUUGGAAGAAGCCGAGUUCAAUCGGGUAUUUGCUGGCAGGAACUGGAAUCACGGACAGAGCAUCGAGCUAGUAUUGAGGGGUCCUUCCGGGAGGUUCUUGCCGAUGCCUUAUAUCAUUUCAGUCAUGUGCCACGAGAUGGCUCACAUCGAGCAAAUGAACCACGGGCCAAAGUUCCAAAAACUAAUGCGAGAGAUCAAAGCCGAUGUUGCGAAGCUACAAGCCCGUGGCUAUUAUGGUGACGGUUUCUGGUCCGACGGGAAACGUUUGGCGGAUAGUGUCCGCAUGGGCGGUGAAGGGCUUCGACCUUCUGAUUUCCCGGAAUAUAUCUGUGGUGUCAGCUCAUCGGAUGCCAAGAAGGCUCGCAGAGGACCUCGGCGGCAGGCAAACCGUACAACAGGCCUUGUCAAAGGUGAGGCCUCACACCGUUCUGGACGUCAAACAGAAUACAGGAAAAAAGCAGGGCGAAGGAAUAAUGCGGAUAUGGGAGAUAAUGGGUUGAGGUUGGAUGGUAUACGAGUUAUUACGAAACAGGAUCGCGAAGAACGGAAAGCGUUUGUAGACGACAAAAUACAAAUGCUCACUCGGGGCGGAAUGCCUCUGGCUCGCGCCAGGAAGCAAGCGGGAGAGAUGUGGGAGCAAGAAAAUCCUUGGUGGGCUGAGAGUAAUACAAGAAGCAAAGUUGCGAAAUCCAAAUCAGCAGCAGCCUUAAGAGCUGAAGCGGCUGAAGCUCGUCUGCGUGCGCUUGCUGGUCCGUCACGAGACACCAAGCAUAAACUCGAACCCAUGUCUUCCAAUUCAGAGGACGAAGAUGAAAGUAGCGACGACGGAAUUGAAGAGAUCCCUGAUCCGCAUUUGAGCGUUGAAGAUCGGAAGAAGGAGAUGGAUGAAAUGGACGAGGAAGAGAAAGAUGGGUUAAGGGGUGGAUGGGAGGAUUACAUCACUCCUCCUAAUGUAUAUCGGCCCAUCACUUCUACCAACUCCUCGGAUUCUUCAGAAACCAAACCUUCGGUGAAGCGCCCACCGCCAGAGUCAUCCGGUCCUUCAAAAAUACGCAAAUUGCAACACCAAGCCCCUCUACCCUUUACUACCAAAUCAAUCAAAAAGGAACGUUCAAGUUUCCCAGGCGAGUCAACUUCAGCCUUGGGGGGUAGACCAUCUAUCAUUUCACCCGCUACCCCACAAAUGAGCAAGGAAUUGGGUAGGGGAGAAGAUGCCUUUCCACGAGAAGACGGUCAACCAGGGUGGAGAUGCCGCCUCUGUACUUUUAUAAAUCUGAUGGAUCAUGGGAGAUGUGAUAUUUGUCAGGCAAGGCCGGACGGGACAUUGCCUGAGGAUGUACAGUCUAUCAUAUAGAUGUUGUUACAAGUAGAUAUUUUGGCGUGGAUAUGGACCUAAUGGGGGAAAGAAAGCCAAGCUUUAUUUUGUCUAGGUUCUUGCCCAUGGUCCACAAAAAGGCCUCUGACGACGAUUUGCAGUUGCUGUUAUAUCAUGAGAAUAGCAAGUGCUUAUGCACUUAUAAGAGUUAUCAACCAGUAGUCAUCUGCUAUAGGCUUACAAUAUUUGGCUUAUCAUUUGCAGUAUGUUCGACUGUAUUGAGUAUAUAUCUAUAACUUGAGGAG
Molecule: messenger RNA, 1840 nt
Organism: Cryptococcus deneoformans JEC21
Lineage: Eukaryota; Fungi; Basidiomycota; Tremellomycetes; Tremellales; Cryptococcaceae
Product: expressed protein
Exons: 16
Coding region: 48-1574 (508 amino acids)
Source: RefSeq, a predicted model, not a curated record